CUUCCCAUAACAAAAUUCCGACAAACAUUCCUCCUACCUUGUCCCGUAUGUCUCUCUCCCUAGAAAAUGUUCAAAGCACAAAUCUUUUUCUAGAGAACCAAACAAAAAUCAAACUUAUUCUGAUUCUCCACGCUCCCUCUAUCCCAAUUUAACCUCUUUUGCUUUCCAAAACAAACUCUGUCACUCUCACUCUCACAACGACUCAAAGUACACUACCAGCCGACGCAGCGAAAUUAAGAGCUUACUUACAGAUUUCUGUUAUCAGCCAUGCAGGUCUCUUUGAUUAGCCUCUUCUGAAAAACCACCAACUGUUCGACGAUUGUGCUCUGUUUUUGGUGUAGCCUAGCUUCCAUUCUCGUCGGUGAAUGAUAUGGGGAAUGCAACGUCGUCCAUGGCAGCGAAAUUCGCCUUCUUUCCUCCGGACCCGGCGUCGUAUACUCUGUACGAGGAUGAAUCGAGCAAGAAGCUGAGGAUGUCCGAUGUGGCUUACCAGAGAGAUGACGUUGACGUGAUGAAGCUGGCCACUAAGAGAGGGAACGAGAUUGUGGCUAUGUUUGUGAAGAACCCGUCUGCUUCUUUAACUUUGCUUUACUCUCAUGGCAAUGCUGCUGAUCUUGGCCAGAUGUUUCACAUUUUCACGGAGCUCAGUAUUCACCUCGGUGUCAAUCUCAUGGGGUACGAUUAUUCUGGUUAUGGACAAUCUUCUGGAAAGCCUAGUGAGCAGGACACUUAUGCAGACAUAGAAGCUGCUUACAGGUGCAUUGAAGAGAGAUAUGGAGUGAAAGAAGAAGACACUAUACUUUAUGGUCAGUCCGUGGGAAGUGGACCUGCUCUGGAAUUAGCUACACGUUUGCCUCGUUUGAGAGCUGUCAUUCUUCACAGCCCAAUAUUGUCUGGUCUACGUGUCAUGUAUCCUGUUAAGAAAACAUUCUGGUUCGACAUUUACAAGAAUAUUGACAAAAUCCCACUGGUUAAGUGCCCAGUUCUGGUAAUGCAUGGAACAGAAGAUGAGGUUGUUGAUUUCUCCCAUGGCAAGCAGCUCUGGGAACUCAGUAAUGAGAAGUUUGAACCUUUAUGGCUCCAAGGAGGAAAUCAUUGCAACCUAGAACUCUACCCGGAGUACUUGAGCCAUCUUAAGAAAUUUAUAUCAGCUGUAGAGAAAAUGCCACGCGUACAGAGUGUUGACGCAGACAAGACAGACCAAUUGAAUCCUUCUUCGGGCUCCUUAGAUCACAAAGAUAAGGCCAGAUCAAGCACUGACCACAGAGAGAAACCUAGAACUAGCACAGGGCAAAGAGAAAAGUCUAGGUUAAGUACAGAGAAGUCACGAACUAGUACCGACAAGCGAGAGAAAUCGAGGAGGAGCAUCGAUCGCUUAGGGAAAUCGAGGAACAGCACAGAUCAGAUAGAGAAAGCAAGAAACAGCUUUGAUCGGUUGGGAGACAUGGUGAGAUCUGUUGGAAUGUGUACUAAUGUGGACUGUUUGAAGCCAACUGCUGUUUCUGAGGCCUGAAGGAUGUUCCAACCUUUGUAAUUGGGAUGUAAAUUUGUUAUCAAAUUCCUCAUUUGAUUAUUAGGCAAAAGUGUUGUUGGGCUGUCAUGACAGAGAAUAUGGAUGUUUCUAGCUUCAUAACAACAUUUCUUAAUUGUUCAA
This is a messenger RNA of Prosopis cineraria, 1654 nucleotides long. RefSeq lists its product as uncharacterized. The coding region runs from base 371 to 1513 and encodes 380 amino acids. NCBI's taxonomy places the organism in Eukaryota, Viridiplantae, Streptophyta, Magnoliopsida, Fabales, Fabaceae. The record is from RefSeq and is a predicted model, not a curated record. The transcript is spliced from 6 exons.